AACACUUGAGGCGUUUUCAGCACUGAGUGUAGCUGAUAGUAAAGUUUUUGCUAAAGUUAAGUCAGCAGUUCUGAAGGUCUACGAGCUUGUGCCGGAGGCAUAUCGUCAACGCUUUCGUUAUAGGGAAAAGCAAGAUUCACAAACCUAUUCUGAGUUUGUUCGAGAUUUGACUUCUGCAUUUAAUCGUUGGUGCACUGCUUCUGAAGUUAGUACUUUUGAGGGUCUGUCCAACUUGAUUGUGUUGGAACAGUUCAAAGAUUCUGUGUCUGACCAGGUUGCUACAUACAUUAAUGAACGUAACGUUAAGUCUCCAAGUGAUGCAGCAGUUCUUGCAGAUGAGUACAGGUUAACUCAUAAAAGCCAUUUUGAGUCAAACAGUGACAUGUACUAUAAAGAUAACUUUACUCCUGGGACUAGUAGGUCAUCUUUUUCUGGAGCUUUGUUUCAAAGGCCUCAGCAGAAGUUAGGUUCUGGGGGACCUACAGCACUGGUUAGCUGUCGCUACUGUUUAGUUGAAGGACAUUGGAAGGAAGAUUGUCCUCUCUUUCAAUCAAGAAAGUUAGGUCAAGCUAAACCUGCUGUGAUGGCAGUUCCUGUUGCAGCCUCUGACCACCAGGGUGAGUUUUCUCAGCCAAUAGUUGAGUUUGGUUCUGAGUCUUUCAAAGGUGAUUUUUCAGCCUUUAUUUCAGAUGGUGUAGUGUCUUUGGUAGAUGGCAGCCACAAUGUUCCAAUUAGGAUUUUAAGAGACACUGGAGCUUUAGAUUCUUUUUGUUUUGGAAUCUGUUUUGCUGUUCUCCAAGGAGUCUGAUACUGGCAGUUGUGUAUUGACACGUGGCAUGGGAUUAGUUCCAUUCUUUUCUCCUUUACAUGACAUUACCCUUAAAUGUGGUCUGGUAGAGGGCAAUGUAGCUGUUGGGGUUAGACCCCAGUUGCCAGUAGCUUGAGUCCACAUGAUUUUGGGGAAUGACUUGGCAGGUAGUAAGGUGUGGGCAGAUGGCAAAAUAAACAUCUUUGAGAAGAAAGUUUCAGUACUCCCUGUAAAGGUAUCUCCAGAUUGCAACUGUGCGUCUCCAGAGGUAUUUCCAGGUUGUGCUGUUACCUGCUCUGCCUCACGCAAGGAGAAUGUGGGGAAAAUGUUUGGUGGUCUCAGCUGGGAAACGAGCAAGAAGGAUCUUAAAGAUUACUUCACCAAAUUUGGUGAGGUGACAGAUUGUACCAUAAAAAUGGACCAGCAGACAGGCCGGUCAAGAGGCUUUGGCUUAAUUUUCUUUAAAGACUCAGCCAGUGUGGAAAAGGUUCUGGAACAGAAGGAGCACAGGCUAGAUGGCAGAGGGAUUGACCCAAAGAAAGCCAUGGCCAUGAAGAAGGAUCCAGUCAAGAAAAUCUUUGUGGGAGGCAUUGACCCGGACACCUCAAAGGAAGUCAUUCAGGAGUACUUUGGAUCCUUUGGAGAUGUUGGGACCAUUGAGCUUCCACAAGAUCCAAGGACCGAAAAGAGGAGGGGAUUCGUGUUCAUCACAUAUAAAAAGACUUCUGUCAAGAAGGUUAUGGAGACGAAAUACCACAAUGUCGGUGGACGGAAGUGUGAGAUUAAAAUAGCCCAGCCCACAGAAGUCUACCGGCAGCAGCAGUAUGGCGGCCGUGGAUACGGAGGAUGCGGCAGGUGCCGUGGAGGCCAGGGUCAGAACUGGAAUCAAUCUGGAUACAACCAGAACUAUGGCUACGGACAGUCAGCCACGGGACACAGGGCGACUGCUAAGAACCGGGAUUGAGUUUUGUUUUCCUCCCAUUUUUUUUUUGGGGAACUUUUUGAAUAAGUUGGGCCAAAUUUUGGGCUGAGGGUGGGACCCUCAUUUUAAGCGGGGGGAUGUUACGACCCCGCCUCUGCUGUGCAGGGGAGGUUCCUCCUGCAGGCAGAGGAGGGUCGUUGGAUUGGAGCCACCUGGGCUCAGGUAUUUAAGUUGCCUCGAAUCACUUUGUUCUCUCUCUCUGCUCCUCCAGGUAUGACUUGGUUUGGUUUGUUCCUUUAUAGUUCUUAGUUUUCAUUCAGUCAUUUACACCUAUACAGAUUCAUUCAUCCAUGCACUUUGCAUACACCUUACAUUAUGACAUUCUCACACCUCAUUCCUUUUUCUUUGUUUAAAGUUACUAGUUUUGAUUUAUAAUAAAAUACCCUUUUGAUUGGCCUAUGCUUGUUGUUGGUGUCCCCUCAUUUCUUUGCCACAGGCCAUGAGCCGGUUUAUCUAUCUACAGCCUAUCAACACAUCACUGACAGAGUGUCUCCUGUCCCGCAAGUGGAUGUCCUUCUCUUCAACCUUCAGAAGAGGUGGGCAGCACGGGUGUAGAGGCUGCCUGGGCUGAGGGCGAGAGGUGACCGACAGGUUUCUGUCUGGUAGCACAGUUGCUCUCCAGCAAAGGGUUAUUCUACCUCGUUACUCUAGCAGAUAAUGAUCCAGUAUGUUUUCCUUUUCUCACCAGAGGAGAUUAUCCAUCAUUCUUGUCGACCAGAGCUGGAAAUGAGAGGCUGUCCGUCCUGCACUUCGAUGGGAGCUAACAAACAUGGAACUGUCACUGAUAAAUCUACUGAAAGGAUUACAGGAACUGAUGAAGAAACUUUUCAGGAUACAAUUUGACUGUCUGAGGAUUCUUUCAGAAUUCAACUGGUGUGACUUUCUUAUUUAAGCUCUGCAGAACAAACGUUUAUUUUCAAUAAAUUGGUGAAACAACUAA
This is a messenger RNA of Perca fluviatilis (European perch), 2730 nucleotides long. Its product is annotated as heterogeneous nuclear ribonucleoprotein A/B-like. NCBI's taxonomy places the organism in Eukaryota, Metazoa, Chordata, Actinopteri, Perciformes, Percidae. Bases 951 to 1772 code for a protein of 273 amino acids. The transcript has 4 exons. Gene Ontology annotation, cellular component: nucleoplasm. The record is from RefSeq and is a predicted model, not a curated record. Gene Ontology annotation, biological process: regulation of gene expression. Gene Ontology annotation, molecular function: RNA binding.